Ricinus communis (castor bean) is the source of this 4688-nucleotide messenger RNA. RefSeq names its product nuclear matrix constituent protein 1. The record is from RefSeq and is a predicted model, not a curated record. The coding region runs from base 361 to 3945 and encodes 1194 amino acids. The transcript is spliced from 8 exons. Gene Ontology annotation, cellular component: nucleus. Gene Ontology annotation, biological process: nucleus organization. Lineage: Eukaryota; Viridiplantae; Streptophyta; Magnoliopsida; Malpighiales; Euphorbiaceae.
CUAUAUUUAACCGCUAGGCGAACAAACCCGAUAGAGAACAGUGUGUUUGUGUGCGUUUAUUCCUUUUCCACCGCCAGUGUCACAGAACAACAGCAAACAAAGCCUUCCAUCCGGAUAAUUUCUUAAAAAGAAAAAGUAAUCAAUAAAUAAAUAAAAUGCGAGGACCCGAGUUUUCUUCGCUUUACUGAACAAACAAACAGCACACUCGAAUUCCACCCGAAAAAAAAAAAAAGAACAUUUCCGUUCAUUCACUCCGUUAAACAAUCUCACUCCGGUGUACUUCCGUUAAUAAAACGACCUUAAACGCCGAUUUUAGGGUUUAGAAUUUUCGAUUCUGUUGUCUUCUAAUCGGAUUGCGUCAUGUUCACGCCACAAAGAAGGUCAUCUCCAGCGAUUACCACGUUAACACCACGAAGCGAGGUGCGUAAAAGCGGUGCCACCGGAAAUGUAGGGAAAGGUAAAGCGAUGACGUUUAUUGAUGGCCCUACUUUGCUGCCUCCUCCUCCUCCUCCGCCUGUGGCGUCGCUGAGUGGAAAUGCGGAGGCGGAAACUGAAGAUAUGGAAGAUUGGAGGCGGUUUAAGGAAGCUGGUUUAUUAGAUGAAGCGGUUAUGGAGAGGAAGGACCGACAGGCGCUUAUAGAGAAGGCUUCAAGGCUCGAAAAGGAGCUUUUUGAUUAUCAGUAUAAUAUGGGGCUUUUACUGAUUGAGAAAAAAGAAUGGACAUCGAAAUUUGAUGAAUUAAGGCAAGCGUUAGCAGAAGCAGAGGAGAUUCUCAGGCGAGAGCAGUCAGCGAACAUAAUUACAUUUUCCGAAGCUGAGAAGCGGGAGGAAAAUUUAAGGAAAGCUUUGGGUGUCGAGAAACAGUGCGUGAUUGAUCUUGAAAAGGCUUUACGUGACUUGCAAGAGGAGCGUGCACAGAUCAAGCAUGCUUCUGAAUCAAAAUUGGCUGAUGCAAAAGCUCUAUCUGUUGGAAUAGAAGAGAAAUCGCUGGAGGUAGAAGAAAAGAUGCAUGCUGCUGAAGCCAAGCUUACAGAAAUUAACAGAAGGAGUUUAGAGGUGGAUAUGAAAUUGCAAGAGGUGGAAGCUCGAGACAGCAUGCUUCAGAGGGAGCGCCUCUCCUUAAAUACUGAGAGAGAAGCACACCAGGCAACCUUUUACAAACAGAGAGAAGAUUUACUUGAGUGGGAGAAAAUACUAAAGAAAGGGGAAGAGAGGCUAUGUGAGCUUCAGAAAACCCUCAACCAGAGAGAAAAUGAAGUUAAUGAAAGUGACAGGAUUCUUGAGCAGAAAGAAAGGGAUCUAGAGAACACUGAAAAGAAGAUUGAUAUUUCAUCUGCGAAGUUGAAGGAGAGGGAGGAUGAUAUAAAUAAUCGGCUAUCAGAUUUGGCUGCAAAAGAAAAGAAAGCUGACUGUACACAAAGCAUUUUAGAGGUGAAGGAGAAGAACUUACUUGCACUGGAAGAAAAGCUUAAUGCUAGAGAAAAAAUGGAAAUUCAGGAACUCCUGGAUGAGCAUAGAGCCACUCUAGUUGCUAAAAGGCAGGAGCUUGAGCUGGAACUGGAGGAAAGGAGGAAAAUUCUAGAUGAAGAAUUGAGAAGCAAGGUUGAGGCGUUGGGGCAGCGUGAAGUUGAAGUCCUUCAUGGGGAAGAAAAGUUGAGGAAACGAGAGCAAGCUUUGGAUAAGAAGGCAGAAAGAGUGAAAGAGAAAGAAAAGGAUCUUGAUAUGAAAUUAAAAAAUGCAAAGGAGAAAGAGAAGUCUAUGAAGGCCGAGCAGAAAAAAUUGGAGCUUGAACAGAAAACAUUGCUUGCUGAGAGAGAUAGCCUGCAGAAUCUCAAAGAUGACUGUGAGAAGAUAAGAUCUGAAAUUUCUAACCAGGAACAACAGAUUGGUGAAAAGAGCGAGAAUCUUAAAUUAACUAAUGACGAGAGGUUAGAGCACCUCCGCUUGCAGGCAGAAUUGAAGCAGGAGUUGGAGAAGUGCAGGCAUCAGGAGGAAUAUAUUUUGAAAGAAGCUGAAGAAUUGAAAGAAGAGAGGAAGAAUUUUGAAAAGGAGUUAGAAGUGCUAGAAGAGAAAAGAGCUCAACUUAGUAAGGAGCUGAAUGAAAUUACUGAAGAGAGAGAGAAAUUCAAGCAGUUGCAGUACACGAUGGAAGAAAGGCUAAAGAAAGAGGAAAAUGCAAUGAAAGAGUACACUCAAAAGGAGUUGGAGACUGUUAGAGUGGAAAAGGAAUAUUUUGAAAUGAGAAAGAGGAAUGAGCAACAGGUUAUAUCUAAACAAGCUAAAACAGAGCAUGAUCAGAUGGUGCAAGACUUUGAAUCACAGAGAAGCACUUUUGAGGCUGAUCUGGUUAGCAGGCGAGAGGAAAUGGAGAAAGGCUUGCGAGAAAGGGAGAGGGCAUUCCAGUUGCAGAGGGAUAGAGAAUUGAAGGAAAUAAAUUACUCAAAAGAAGCUGCUCAAAAAGAAUUGGAAGAAAUACGCAUUGAAAGACAUGUUAUAGAAAAGGAAAAGCAAGAAGUUGCAAAGAACAAGGAGGAGCUAGAUGGACAGCAAUUUGGAAUGCGAAAAGAUAUUGAUGAGCUCGUAAUGCUUAGCAACAAGCUUCGAGACCAACGGGAACAGGUUAUCAGGGAAAGGAAUCACUUUCUUGCAUUUGUUGAGAAGCAUAAGAGUUGCAAAAAUUGUGGGGAUGUCACUGCAGAGUUUAUACUUUCUGAUCUCCUGCCACCAGACAUGGAAGAUCGGAAGAUCCUUCUCCUGCAGGAGCGAGCUGAUGAAUUGAGGGAUGUUCAAGAUAGUCCCGGUGCUCUGAAUGUUAAAAAAUCGCAAGGUGAACUUGAUUUGAAUUCUCAAGAAUGUGUGUCUUGGUUCCGCAAAUGCACUUCAAAGAUUUUUAGCAUUUCUCCUAAAAAGAUUGAGCAGGUUUUAGCUCCCGUAUUGGCAGAAGAAAAGACUGAUGCAUUAGGUACACUUGCCCGCAAAGAAGCUAGCAGGAAUGGUGUUCCUGGAGAUGAAUCUCGACCGUCAUUUGGGACAACACAUGAUUCCGUAGAAAUUCAGCAGCUCCAGUUUGACAGCAUUAAGGUCGAGGGAGAUGGCAAUUCCAUUUCUUUUGAUGACCACAGUAAUGUGGACAGUAAGGUAGAGGAUUCCGGACCAUCGAAGCUGAAGAGUAGUCAGCGUAAACCUGGGAAGAGACGCAAGGGUGGAUUAAAUAGAACUCGGUCAGUAAAAGCGGUGGUUGAAGAUGCAAAGCUUUUCCUUGGGAAGAGCGCAGAAGAGCCUGAAUAUAUCAGCGAUGAAAGCCGAGGCAUUAGCACUCAUACAGAGAAGUUAGCUAGCAACAUUCCAAGGAAGAGGGAACGGACACCAGCAGAAAGUGAGCAGAAUGCUGGUGAUAGCGAAGGAUUUUCAGACAGUGUCACAACUGGUGGGCGCAGGAAGAGGCGACAAAUGGUGGUUCCAACCAUUACUCCAGGGCAAAAGCGAUACAAUUUGAGGCGGCACAAAGUUGCAGGAACAACUUCCAGGGACCAAGCAUUGUCUGGCUCGGUAAAGACUGGGGAGAAAGAAAGUGAUGGUGGUGAUGCUGCAGAACCAAUACCAAAACCUGAAACUGUUUCUGCUUUGUCGCUUGGAGUUGCUAGUGAAACUGAAAAAUCUACUGAUUUGGUCAAGGUCACAACAAUGAAACAUGUGGAAUUCUCAUUGGAUAGGAUAGCUAGGUUCAGCACAGAAAACGUUAAUGACCAGGCUGAUGCCACAAAGUCAGUUGAGAUUACAGAGUUGAGUGAGGAAGUAAAUGAUACAUCAGAAUAUGGGGUUGAAGAUGAAAAUGGUAGCACAAUCCAUGAGGACACUCAAGAGGAUUGCGAUGAUGAUGAUGAGUCAGAGCAUCCUGGUGAAGUUUCUAUAGGGAAAAAGAUCUGGACCUUCUUUACAACAUAAUUGGUGCUCUGGACUUCAUCUUUCGCUUUAAAGUUACUUGCUAAGAGAACCCUUUUUCAUUCGAUGUCCGGCUAGUUCUGUUUUCAUAUAACCAAUGGUAUAUGCUUUUUCAGAUAACUCAUGCAUGUUAUUCAUCCAUCAUUGGAGUAGCAUCUACCAAGUUGUAUGGUGGAAUCUGCUGUCCUCUAUAAAGCAAAUAGGGGGAGGCACACUCGGUGGCAAUAGGUGAACUUAUCAGAUAAAAUGCUCCGAUCCUCUCUUCUUUCACACGCUGAAAAGGAUGCAUAAGGCUAUUUACUUGGCGUUGGGAAUGUUUGGCGAAAUUAGUAAAUGAGUCUGGUUAAAGUUGUAGGAAGUAUAGUGAACAGUUCCUUACAGGCUUUUAACCAAACAUGUCAUCAUGCAGCACCGAUAUUUCAUCAAAGACAGGAUUUGUUGUUCGUGUCUUAUUAUGGUUUUGCAUGUUAUGCCGGAUCGGACCUCACUCUUUUAUCCCCUGCGAAGGGUCUUAGCUCAUUAACAUGUAUAAUGUGAAGUGAAUUUUCAAGAUGGAGAAAAUUCCCAUCGUUAACUAGGCAUUAUACUAUUUCUGACUAGAGAGAGGACUGAGAUCGGAGAGGAGCAGCUCUUUUCUUUUUGACAGAAAGCAGUGUUAAAUGUGUAACAUUUUAUGUUUUAUGAAAAACCAAAUAUUACUUGAAGAAUUCUUUUGAGUUUUUAAAAUAUUGAACAGUUGGUUAUUA